Tetrahymena thermophila SB210 is the source of this 1809-nucleotide messenger RNA. Its product is annotated as sperm-tail PG-rich repeat protein. Lineage: Eukaryota; Ciliophora; Oligohymenophorea; Hymenostomatida; Tetrahymenidae. The transcript has 10 exons. The record is from RefSeq and is a predicted model, not a curated record.
AUGGCUUUUGUUUUUAAAGCACCUAGAAAAGAUAACAGAAGCUAAACUGCAGAUAUAGUAGGACCUGGCGCAUAUAUUGAUUUAUUUCCUCCUUAAACCAACAUUUAGAAGAAUUUAAGGCCUUUUAAUAGUACUUCUAUUAAGGGAGUGAAUUUAGAAGUUAAAGUUAAAGAAUAACUUCCUGGACCUGGCUACUAUAAUGUUUAGUCAAAUAAUCAUGAAAAAGUUGUUAUAUCCAGCCCAGAUGAGGAAAUUAAAGUUAUUGAAAUUCCUAAGCCGUCUUCGUUUUUUAAAAAUAGGCAACACAGAUUUCAAAACGAAGAUAAAAUAGAAGUUCCUGGGCCUGGUGCAUAUGAAAUAGAAAAGGCUAACAGAAGGAAAGUAAAAGGAGGUAUAAAAUUGCAAGGAAAACCUAAAAGUGUUAUUGAUCAUUUAAUGUAGAUAAAUAGAUACAGUAGCAUUCCUUCUAUACCAGGAAAAUAACAAUAAUAUGGAUAUACUGAAAAUGAAAAUAAUUAGCUUGAAUUAAACUAAUUGAAUAAUAGCAUGGCUGAUGCAGAUAAAAAAUUGGGACCAGGAUGCUACGAUGUUAAGGGAACAUUCGAUAAACCUUCUAGAAUUAGAGGAGUAUCAUGGCAUAAUUAAAAUCUUAAUAAAACUGGAAUUUCUGAAAAAUUAGAUACAAGUUGUUAUGUUGGACCUGGAAGUUACGAAACAAAUUAUUUUUCAUAAGGGCCUUUGUAUAAACUUAAAUAGUCACACGUUUUUAGCUCUAAAAGUAAUAGAGAUCAAAGGAGGGGAGAAAGAGCUAACUCAUUUUUAUCAUCAAAAAAUAAAUCGAUAAUGAGCACAAGUUAUUAAGUAUAGAAUGAUUCUGAGCCAGAUGACAGCGAUUCAGAAUUCGAGUAUAUUGAGGAUGCUACUCCAGGUCCUGGAUAUUAUCACAACGAAUCUACUAUGAGUUCUAUCAAAACUGUUGGAAAACCAGAAAAAUUUUAAUAUUUUGGAACAAGAUCAGAAAGAUUCAAGCAAGUUAAAAAUGAAAUAAUUGUAGGCCCAGGAUAAUAUAAUCCAAUUAUGGUAGAAAAACUUGGAAAAGUUGAAAAUGUAGCCAUUUAAAAUAAAACAGUCCCAUUUGGUUCAUCGAAUACAAGAUUUGAAACUAAAAUAUUUUAAGAAAUUAAGCCUUGUCCUGGCUAAUAUGAACCUAGAAAUACUUUUGAAGAUAGAUUGAUAUAUAGAAUUUAAAGAGGUUAUAGAGGUAAUUUCGGUUCAACCGAAAGAAGAUUUAAAAACCAAAGCUUUUAACAAGAAGAAAUACCAGGACCAGGUUAAUAUUUAGAUCCCAUCAUAGAAAAAGAAAACGAAGAUGUCAAACCCAAUUCAAUAUUUAUAUCAAAAACAAAAAGAGAUGGCUUAGCAGAAAAGAAAAAAGUUGUUCCUCCUCCAGGUUAAUACAAUAUAGAUGCUUAUGAUAUCAAAAAGAAAGUUUAAAAAGAUGAUGAAGACGAUCCUGAGUUAGCUGUCAAAAAGCCUGGUUUCCUUUCAGGAGAAGUAAGAUUUAAAGAACCUAAAGUUGUUAAAAAAGACGAUGAUGAUGAUUUUGAUGAUGGAGUUCCAAUAACAAGUAAUAAGCAUAUCUCAGAUUUAUAUAAAAAGAAACCUAAAUAAGUUGCUCCUUUUGGAAGCAAACAAAAAAGAUUUAUUGCUUCAAAACAAAAUAGUAAAGUUGCUCCUGGACAAUAUUACGAUUAACUUCAAUAGAGUUGGAAUAAAAGAACAUUUAAUAUAUUAUUUGCAGAAAUCUGA